This is a messenger RNA of Salvelinus namaycush (lake trout), 1338 nucleotides long. RefSeq names its product matrix metalloproteinase-19-like. NCBI's taxonomy places the organism in Eukaryota, Metazoa, Chordata, Actinopteri, Salmoniformes, Salmonidae. The record is from RefSeq and is a predicted model, not a curated record. The transcript is spliced from 4 exons. Bases 99 to 638 code for a protein of 179 amino acids.
GGAAGCCAGGCAAUCGUCCAACAGUAUCCAGAAAGCCAAAUGAUUCAUCCCAAGAGGCAGGUUCACCACAUCUUUGCAAGAGUAUCAUAGAUGCAAUUAUGUUAGGUCCUUUUCGCAAGACAUAUGUCUUCAGCGGUCAGUAUGUUUGGACAGUGUCUGACACUACUGGCUACAACACACCCAUCCUGAUCUCUGUGCUGUGGAAGGAUCUGCCAGGGAGCCUCAAUGCAGCUGUGUACUCUCAGAGGACUAACAAGUCCUACUUCCUGAAAGGAGACAAAGUGUGGAGGUAUACCAGAUUCAAACUUGACGUUGGCUUUCCGAAACACUUGGCCAGCAUUCCUUCUAAUGUUGAUUCAGCCUUUUACUUCAACCGGAACAACAAAGUGAUCUUCUUCAAAGGUUCUCAGUAUUGGCAGUGGGAUGAAGCUGGGGCAACGGACUCCAGGACGUAUCCCAAACCGAUAUCACAUCUCUUCUCUGGGGUACCCUACAACCUGGAUGCAGCCUUCACAUGGACAAACGGCCAUAUAUACAUUUUCAAAGGGAACCAGUACUGGCGCAUCAACAACAACCAAGUUGUGGAUAAGGGCUACCCUCUCAGAACGAGUGAAAAAUGGAUGCAAUGUGAUAAAUAGGCCUUUAGAGAUCAGUGGUGUUUUAUUUCAAACUCACCUUUAUUCACCAAGUACAUUUACACACACCUAUAAUCAUUUGCCUUAGUGAGAAGGUGCUGCCAGUGAUAGACAAUAUACAAACAGAAUACAGACACUAGUCCACAUAGACAUCAUACAGAAUAUACAAUAUCGGAGCAGUAAACAUAAAACAUAAAACUCUGGUGCAUAGGCUGAUUACAGUGGAGAUGUAUCAUUUACAGAGGGGAUAUAUCUAUAUAAGCAGAGCGAGGGAUGAUGCCGUGGCAAAUGUAUACAGUGUUGUACAUAGUGCAGAUUAGUAUUUGAGGUCAUUGGUGACAAGUUGUAGUAAUCGGUCCAAUGCAAAGUCACUUAAUCCCUAUGAGCCCGAUGGCCGGUUGAUGAGGGCCACAGCAUGGGGAAGAAGCUGUUGAGACCGGACAAUGCGUUGCAGUUUGCCCUGGCCCUUUCCUCUCCAUUUCUAAAGUAAGACGUCAGCCUCCAGAACCAAAUUGUCACUCCAAUAUCACUACGGUAUGAAAGUCCCGCCUACUUCCUGGAUCAUGUCCCACCGUUUUUGAAUGGCCUUCAAGAUUACAUCGUCAAAUUCAUGAAAAUGCGGUCGUUUAAGAUACAGUUGAAGUUGGAAGUUUACAUACACCUUAGCCAAAUACAUUUAAACUCAGUUUUUCACAAUUCCUGA